Molecule: messenger RNA, 2789 nt
Organism: Drosophila montana
Lineage: Eukaryota; Metazoa; Arthropoda; Insecta; Diptera; Drosophilidae
Gene: elB
Product: elbow B
Exons: 3
Coding region: 1148-2719 (523 amino acids)
Biological process (GO): negative regulation of DNA-templated transcription
Cellular component (GO): nucleus
Source: RefSeq, a predicted model, not a curated record
CGAAUUCUGUUAUUUCACGUUAAAGUACGUACGUGCACUGCGAACGGAUUGCGAACGGAGUGUGUGAAAUUGUUUAACGUGUGCCGCGUGUCAAGAAAAAUACGUAACAAAUUACUUACAUACACAUAUGUACACACAUACUGACGUGCAAAUAUUUCUUUAAUAUUCUGUGUGAUGUUUUCCAAGGUGCUUUAUUCUUAGACUGACCCGCAUUUAGUCUUAGAAAAGUGUAUUAUUUCGAAAAAAAAGAAAAAAAAUACACACGAAAAAAAUACAAGUUGCAACAAAUCAAAAUAAAAAAAGGAAACAUUUGUGAUUUACGCUUCGAUACACUUUCAAAGAGGUCGAUUCCUCGCAGUCUUUCCCUCCUCCCUCCCUCUGCCACCCCGCCGCCUGUCAUACAUGCUGCAUAUGUCAAAAUCACACGUACGUGCCUCGCCAUAAACACGCCCUAAACGAGGCAUUCAGGCGAAACCGCAAAAACCAAAACCAAAGAAAGAAAGAAAGAAAGUAAUUUAAUAGCUGAAAAAUUAAUUCUUGUUGUUUUCUUCUUCAACGACGCGUUGAGCGUAUUCAUGAAUGCAUUUUCGCAGCUUUUGGCGCGUAACGCAAAAUAUGAAAUUAUAACGUGCACAAAUAAAAGCAUAAAAUAAAUGUUCACCAGCUGCAAUUAUACUGUUUAAUGAAUUUAUUACACAAUUAAGCUGGCACCAGCAACAACAACAGCAACAACAGCAACUGCAAAUAAUAAUAAAAAUUAAUAUGCCGCUGGCGUGAAAGUCACAACUCGGCAAAACAAAAAACCCCAAUUGAAUUAUUAAUGAUAUAAAUUAUAAAUAAACAACAAUACAAUAAUAAUAUACCCGACAACAACAACAACAACUACAACAACAAUUACCGCAAUUCAAAAAUCACGAGCCACAACGGUUAACGGUUAACGGUUAACGGCUUAAUCGAAGGCAGCGCAGGCGCCGCUUUUAGCACGAGUUGGCAGCACCUCGCUCCACGCUCGACGGCAGGGCCAACGUCUUCCGAAGGAGACCCGCAGCAGCUGGCAGCACUGUCCCCGUGCUUGGCUCUCAACCGAAACAGCUCCUCCUCAAACCAAAGAACAGCCGUCAAAGUGGAUUUAACCAACUAUAACAAAAUGCUGCAGUCCAGCAAUCAUCACUAUCUCAGGCCGGAUUAUAUGACAACGGCGCCAGCCCCGACAGCGCUGGACAAUAAGAGCAGCCCGUUGGCGCUAUUGGCGCAAACAUGCAGCGCUAUCGGCGCGGACACCACAAAUCCCAAGCUGCUGGCGGCGAAUAUUGAAAAGUCCACAAAGCAACAGCCCAAAGGCGGCGGCAGCGGCAUCGGCAAUGGCAACGGCAACGGCUUGGGACUGGCGGAUAACACACGCGAUAAAUCCUCACCGGUUAGCAGUCAUUCAUCCAGCGUUAGCACCGGCUCCGUGGAGCAGCAACAGCUGCCGCCGGCGCACAGCAAGACCCCCAGCACCUUCAAGCCCUACGAGACGAACAACAACGACUGCGGCGCCACAAAUCUCACCAGUAGCAACAGCAACAGCGGCAGUGGCAACAGCAACAGUGGCAACGGCAGCAACCAGCGCGUAAAGACGCCCAAGGCGAGCGGGGCAUCCACCAACGGACAGCAGCGCUGCGAUUCGAACCAAAGUGCCAGCAGCUCCCAUCGCGAGUCGCCAAAUACGACCGCCUCCAUGGGCGGCGCCGCGCUCAGGCGCACGCCCAACACAACUGGCAACCAGCUCAACGGCAGUCCGGUGCAGGUUUCCGCGCCGGUGCGCAGCAAUUCCAAAGAGUCAGCAGCGAUGAUGCACAGCCCGAGUGCAGCCAGCUCCAGCCGACUGCAGGAGGCGGCCUACGCGGCGGCCAAGGAGGCCAGCUAUGUGAAGGCUCUGCAUGCGGCCAGCCAGCAGGCGAACUCCUCGGCGGGCUCCUAUUAUCCUGCAGGCUACGGCAGUCCCUAUCCAAUGGACUUGAUGACAGCGAGCUCGCUAAUGUCGCCACAUCAUGCCAUGUUCAAGGCGUCGGCUAUGAAUCCGUAUUUGAACUAUGCCCGGCUCAAAGGAUUGACGGACCCGUCGGCCAUGAUGCAAGCAGCACCAAAUAUCUGCCGUGAUCCGUACUGCACGGGCUGUCCGGCCAGUCCUCAUUACAUUAACAAAGCAGCCGGGCAGCCCUGUCCCGCCGGGUGUCCGCAGUGCGAGGCCGGUGGAUCGGGAAAAUCCGGUGGCAGCUCUGCAGGCGCCGGGGGCUCCAGUGCGGCAGCUGCGGCGGCAGCGGCUGCAUCCUCCUACCACGCCCAGCUGGCUGCCCUGGCGGCCGCCUCGCAGAUGCCGUACGUAUGCUCCUGGAUUGGCAGCGAUGCGGCGUAUUGCGGCAAGCGCUUCGGAACCUCCGACGAUCUGUUCCAGCAUUUGCGCACACAUACGGCCUCCGUGCCGGAUGCGGUGCUCAGCGCAGCGGCAGCCGGCGGCAUACCACCGAAUCAUCCGCUAUUCCAGCGCACCUAUCCCACCCCGCCGCUGAGCCCGCUGUCUGCGGCAGCACGAUACCAUCCGUACGGGAAGCCAUCAAUGAUGCCGCCAUCCUUGGCACCGCCCGGGAUGCCCGGCCUGCCGCCGCAUGCCGCACUGGCCCAAUACUUUGCGCCCUACUCGUUAUACGGACCGCGCAUGGGCUCAUCGCAUCCGUAGUAGGCGCAGCAGCUGUUCGAGCCGGUUGGUCAACAUUCAGUCAAAUCAUUUUGCUUGAGUUCGUCCGGGG